Myzus persicae (green peach aphid) is the source of this 4595-nucleotide messenger RNA. It is a transcript of the gene sv, whose product is annotated as paired box protein Pax-5. Bases 617 to 2563 code for a protein of 648 amino acids. NCBI's taxonomy places the organism in Eukaryota, Metazoa, Arthropoda, Insecta, Hemiptera, Aphididae. The record is from RefSeq and is a predicted model, not a curated record. The transcript has 12 exons. Gene Ontology annotation, biological process: anatomical structure development; regulation of transcription by RNA polymerase II. Gene Ontology annotation, molecular function: DNA-binding transcription factor activity, RNA polymerase II-specific; RNA polymerase II cis-regulatory region sequence-specific DNA binding.
ACCGGUACCUCCGCGCGCAUAGUAGCAGUGCCUAACCAGCGAGCACUGUGGACGACGGUCGUGACGCACCAUCGGUAGACCAUAUAGAGAGCUUGCGAUCGCGCCGGUGUGUGUAAGUGUGUGUGUGCGUGUGCGGUGUUUGUGCUUCGAUUGACUUAUCGUAAUUUUUUUUUCUCACCCGGUUUGCUUCUCCGCACCCGUGCGCAUCGACGCUCCAACCCUUCGGACCACUCGACCGGAUUUCGAAUAUUAAUUCCGUACGAAUUAAACAAUAAUAUUGUAAUAUAUUACUUUAUCGUCAAAAUAAUAAUCGUCGGUCUUAUUAUUAUUCGUUUAAAUCGUCGAUUUCGCGGGCCGUCAAUACCAUAAUAAUAUCAUAGAACAUACAAUGUAUCAUUAACCGUUUAUAUUAUAGACGUGUAGUGUUCGGCAGUUGUAUACAAUAACAUAAUAUUAUUACCCUCGUCGUCGUCGACCGAUUUAGUGUGAGCAUCCGUCGAUAGUGUGCGUUCGCGUAAGCAUCAGCUAUAACUUCAGCUUCGGGACACAAGACCUAUCCCGGAACGCUCUUCGAUACACUGCUUUUGACGAGGUGAAUGACACCGUGGAAGGGGUUAUGAUUGGGAUGGAGCUAGGUUUAGGGCACCAUGGGGGCUCCUUGCACCCUCACAAUAUGCCACAACAUCAAAUGCACUCGCAAGGUCUUAUGCAUCAAACACAACAGCAGAUGCACCACGACGAUGUGGGAUCGGGAAAUAUUAGCAGCAGUAGCAGUGUCAACGGAUUUUCACAAGAAGGUCACGGCGGUGUAAAUCAACUGGGCGGAGUGUUCGUAAACGGCCGACCGUUACCGGACCUGGUCAGGCAAAGGAUAGUGGAACUGGCUCACAACGGGACCAGACCGUGUGACAUAUCCAGACAGCUAAGAGUUUCUCACGGAUGCGUUUCGAAAAUCUUGUCCAGGUAUUACGAAACUGGAAGUUUCAAAGCCGGAGUAAUCGGAGGUAGCAAACCCAAAGUGGCAACUGCGCCUGUUGUAGAUUCCAUAGCGAACUACAAGCGAGAGAAUCCUACUAUGUUUGCUUGGGAAAUCCGAGACAGACUGUUGGCUGAAGGAGUUUGUACUCAAGACAACGUACCCAGCGUUUCGUCAAUCAAUCGGAUCGUCCGAAACAAGGCGGCUGAGAAGGCGAAACACGUGCACAACCAGCAGCAGAACCUGCACCACCAGCAAAACAGCAACAGCAACGGUAGCACGGGCGUUCCGUCAAGUCAGCAACAUCAUCAGCAGCAGCAGCAGCAACAGCAACAACAGCAACAGCAGCAACAAGGUUCUGGUCCUGUGUCGGUGAUCGCCCACGCGCCAGCCCCGCAACAGUCUGCCGGAGGCGGCGGUCACCUCCACGACCGGUACAGCAUAAACGGCAUACUUGGUAUACCGCAACACGACCCCAACGGUAACGUGACCACGGCCAAGCGGAAACGAGAUCUGGACCAUCACCACCAUCACCAGCAACACCAGAAUCACCAUCACACGGACGAAAACCGAGACCUGAACGGCCACGCAGACCACCAGCAGCAAAUCAAGAGGGAACGAUCUCAAGUGCACUACAACGGCGACGCGUCGCUGUAUUCGAAUGUAUCUCUUUGGCCCGGCAAGUGGUGUUUGAAAGACGAACACAAAUUGUUCUCGGAACUGAACGCGGCGGGCGUCACGUCCGGUGGAGGCACGUCGCCGUUCUACGACGCCAACCAGACGGCGUUCUCGGCGACACCGUUAUCGGCUGACCUGUACGAGAGCAUGCAAGCCCAACCGCCACAGCAACAGGCCCAGAACGCGACGCCUGUCUACACGCCGCCCGUACCCACCACGCUCGUCGGUGGAGUUACUCCCCUUGCCCCGUUAACGAUGCAAGAGAUCCAAAAGAUGAGCCCCAGUACCGUUUUAGAUCAUACCCAUCUGUCGCCCGUACAAUACCACACAGAUAGCGGUACCGCCCCCGGUGGGUUUAGUAACGGCGGCAGUGGCGGCGGUGCCGGACCUCAGCAGUCCGGCGGCGUCUCCCUGUCGUUGUCAGCGGCCGACGUCACGCCCGCCGGAUCGCCCGACCCGUCGAGCCUGACCGUGUUGCAACCGGCCAACAACAACCAGAACAACGGUACGGUGUACGCGGCCUCGGCGCCCACCAUGUUACCGGGUUUCACCACACACUACGCCACUGCAGGCGCCGGCACCGAAUACGCGUCGUACACGAGCUCGCCCUACAAUCAGUACGCGUCAUCCCCAUACGCUGGUUACAGUUAUAACCCCACGGGCACCAGCGGUCUUCUCAAUCACCGUUACUAUUACAACAACAGCAACGGCCACAAUAACAACGCGCACGAGAUCUGCGGCAACGAGACGGGCAGCAGCGCCAGCAUGGCAGCCAGAUCGCCGGUGGCGGCCACGAGGGCCAACUCGGCGGCCUGCGCCAGCGCCUCGUCGCCGCUGGGCAGCGCGUCAUCGCCGUGCCAGGCCAACAACCCGGGCGCAGUGACGUCGCCGUACAUCGGCAUAAGUUAGAGGAGACCACACGGAGAGAGGACGACCGCCGCCACGGCCCAGCCAUCAUCAAAAAUAAUUGAUACAUAAUAAUAAUAAUAAUAAUAAUAACUUUUUUAUUUUAUUAUUAUUAUUAUUAUUAUUAUUAUGUUUUGUGUACGAAUAAUAAUUAGUGUACCUACUACGUUGGCGAUGUACAAAAAUGUUGAUUUGUAUUGAUCAAGGCAUAGCAGGUGUAGGUACUAUUAUAGCAUGUGUCCGCAGUGUAUGUCACAACAACGAUACCCUCCCGCCCUGCAGAAUAGGUACCUAUCGAUAUUAUGGAGUGUUCAAUGAAAUUUGGUUCUUUUUUUUAGUUUUUUUUUUAAGCGCGUUGAUAGUGCGUGUAGACAGAUUUCGUGAAAAUCAUCAAAAUUACCGAUUAACGAGUGCCGACAAUUAUUUGUAUUAUUUUGUUUUUAUUUAUAAACGUUAUAUUAUAUACCUACACAUACAGAUUAAUAUUAUAUAAUAUAAUAUGUGUACAUGUAACUUUAAUAAUAUUUAAGUCAUAACUCGGAACGCUGUACCUAUAAUAAUAAUAUGUUUUAAUCGAAUCGAUUAAAUAUUGAGUCGAUAGUCGUAUAGUGCAUGCAUAGGUAUGCACGAUUUUAGAAUAUAAACUAUAAACACGAUAUUAUACAUAAUAUUGUAAUAAAUUUGCUUACCAACUCUAAAUAUAUUUUCCCCUUAUUUGCUACUUUUUUCCAUAGAAAACCAAAGAUAUAUUUAUAGUGUUGUUAUAUUUUGUACAGAAUCCGAAUCUUAUGUAUAUUUCUAUACAUACAUAAUAUUACUAUAUUAAUCGAUCAAAUCGCAGUUUAUUUAUCAUGACUCAUGAUUUUUAAUGUUAUAAUAUGUUAUAUAUUUGAUGUACAUACAAUAAUUAUAAAUGUAACUAUAUUUAAUAAAAUAAUCACACUCUAUCUGAACGUUUUUCGUGACUAGCCAAUAGAUAUUGGAUUUGUAAAUUACUUUUAAUUAGAUAUCUACAUUUAAAUUUUUAUAUCAGUGGUUCUCUGUUGUUUACUUAAUUAAUUUUUAAAGACUACCUAUAUAUAUUAUGUACCUCCACUACUUUUAUUUUUAUUUUUAUUUGAAAAAGGAUAACGAAUAUAAAGCUCAUAUUUAACGCUCUCUCGAAACAAUUGAUCUUUUUUAACGUUGUUUUUAAUCAAAUUCUAGUCUAAUUUUAAUUUUAUUCGAAUAUAAUUAUUAAUAAAAAAUUUGUAAUAACCAAAAAAUUUAGGUUAUCAUAUUAUUUUGUUCAUGUGCAACUUAUUAUCUAUAAAAUCCAAAACAAAUUUUACUCGUCUUUGAGACGAAAUAUGUGCAAUGUCUGUAUGAAUUUGUAUUUAUAUAUUAUUAUUAUUAUUAUUAUCAUUAUUAUUUUUUUUUUAUUAUUAUUAUUUAUACAUAUAAAAAAGUAAUAUAAUGUAUCCUAUUCGAGUACUUUUUUUAAACAUAAAUCGAACACACCCUAGUCAAUAAGUGAUGCUUCAACGCACUAAUCAAUGCACUUAAGAGAUUUUGUACUUACAUUUUUAAAUUUUUAAAUCUUUAGACGUUUUCUAUUUAUUAAAAAUGUUUACAAAAAUAUGUAAAACAUUAUCUUUAUUAUACAUUUAUUUGUUAUUUUUGUAUUAUUUUUCUUAUUUCAAUUAAAAUGUAUUAUAAUUCUCAUAAUAUAAUUUGUAGGCGUUUCAUGACUUCAAUUGUAUUAAGUAAUUUAUUUAUUCUGUGUUAGAAACUCGAUCAGUUAUUGUGUUAUAUACUUACUUACCAAAGAAAACUUUUAGAAUAUCUUGAAAUUCCUUUUAAUAAAAAUAUGAUAUAUAUUAUUAUGAUAAAACUAUAGUGUUGAUUAAACUGUAUAUUAUGCAUAAUUAAGAUGUUUGUGGUCCCUUAAGUAUGCUGUUUGACCAAUAUUGUACUUAAUAAUAAUGAAUAUAAAUUGUAAAAACAAAUUAUUAUACUUAUAAGAUAAUAAAAGAAGUCUGUUCAUGAAUAUCGU